AUGUCUUCGUUCCAAGGCACCAUCUCCAUCACCCACAUCACCACCGCCACGGCGAUCAUCAACAUCGACGGCAUCCGAUUCCUCACCGACCCUGUCUUCUGCCCCGGCGGAUCCCAAUACAUCUACGACGGGUGGUCCAAGGCUCCCAACCUGAAGGACUUUGGAUUCGAGGGCCGUCCUCCGGCAGGUGUUCUGACCAGCACCGAAGACCCUGCCCUCCGGCUCCACGACCUCCCUCCCAUCGACGCUGUGCUACUCAGCCACGAAGACCACGUCGAUAACCUCGACCCCCUCGGCCGCCAACUCCUCGACGGCCGCCGCGUCUUCACGACCCCCGACGGUGCCAAGAACCUGCAACCUCGCCCGGGCGUCGUCGGCCUGCAACCGUGGCAAACCGUCACCGCGAAGAUCGGCGGCAAGGAGUUCCGUAUCACCGGCACCCCCUGCAAGCACUUCCCCGGCGGCGAAGUCACCGGGUUCAUCCUGGAGGCGGAAUCUUUCGGGAAGGGUGCGAAUGGCUUGCCGAAUGCGGUGUACUUCUCGGGCGACACGGUCUGGAUUGACGAGUUGGCGAACAUGAAAGAUAAGUGGAACAUCUGCGUGGCGGUGCUGAAUCUGGGAAAUGCGCUGUUCUCGCACCCGAACGGUAUCUUGCAGAUUACGUUCGAUGGGAAGCAGGCGGCGCAUUUGAUGAGGGUGACGGGGGCGGAGAUCAUGGUGCCGAUCCAUUUCGAGUCGUGGGAGCAUUUCACGGAGCAUAAGGGGGAGUUGCUGGCUGUUUUUGAGCAGGAAGGCGUGCAGGAGAAGGUGCGAUGGUUGGCGCCAGGGGUUGAGACUUCGGUUGUUUAA
Aspergillus melleus is the source of this 849-nucleotide messenger RNA. RefSeq names its product MBL fold metallo-hydrolase. Lineage: Eukaryota; Fungi; Ascomycota; Eurotiomycetes; Eurotiales; Aspergillaceae. The transcript has a single exon. The coding region runs from base 1 to 849 and encodes 282 amino acids. The record is from RefSeq and is a predicted model, not a curated record.